Messenger RNA from Morone saxatilis (striped sea-bass), 1607 nucleotides. Its product is annotated as 5-hydroxytryptamine receptor 1-like. The transcript is spliced from 2 exons. Gene Ontology annotation, biological process: G protein-coupled receptor signaling pathway. Bases 1 to 1275 code for a protein of 424 amino acids. NCBI's taxonomy places the organism in Eukaryota, Metazoa, Chordata, Actinopteri, Moronidae. Gene Ontology annotation, cellular component: membrane. The record is from RefSeq and is a predicted model, not a curated record. Gene Ontology annotation, molecular function: G protein-coupled receptor activity.
AUGAAAGAUAUUUCACAUGUAAAGGCUUCAGGAGAGGAAGGUGACAUUAUGGACGUGCACACUUUCUGGAACCAAACAACCACGCACUAUGAGACUCUCUUGGAUACGAUGUUUCUCACAUUCAACUGCACAGUCCUAACCUUAACAUUAGUCUUGGGUUUACCCGGGAACUUGUGGGUUUGUUGGGUUGUAUUCAGGACCAAGAGCCUGCAGACCUGCAAUAAUGCGCUGCUGGUCAGUUUGGCCGCCAGUGACCUCCUGAAGUGCUCUGUGGACACACCGCUGCUGCUCUUCUCCUUUCUGCACUAUGGGAAGGACAGCCAGGUGUCGGUGCCUGUGUGCACCCUGCAGCAGUUCACCUAUGCCCUGUGCAGCUGCGUCCAGCUGCUCACGCUGGUCAGCAUCAGCGUGGAGCGUUUCCAAGCCAUCGCGUUUCCCUUUCAAACCGAGAGGAGGAAAGCGAGGGUCCGCCUCUGGAUCCUGUCUAUCUGGGCAUGCGGCCUCAUCUUGGCUGUAAUCUCUCUGACACUUUCCAAAAAGGCGCUUUUUUACAUGCUCUGCCGUCCGCACAUCGGGGGGCACGGCGACGAGCGUCUUCGAUAUUGGGAUCCGUUUGGACCCUACGUACUGGUGCCGGUAUGGGGGUUGUCUCUGACUGUGAUCGUUGUCCACUACGUGCGGAUUUUCAAAGUUGUAAGGCAGCACCGUAAGAAAGUGUUCAAUCGGGGAGUCCAGCUGAGGCCGACGGUGUCCGAACACGUCUGGGGCUGGCUGAGUGUCCCCAUUUCAGCACCACGGACAGCUCCGCCACACUCCUUCAAGACUCUGCCCUCUGUGGGCUCCGGCAGCCCGCUGCCUCCCCGCCGGACGGUGCUCUUGGUGGCUGAAGCCGGCGCUCCCCCUGCGGGCUCGUCCACAGGAGGCGCCCCGGGGAGACCUCCAGAGAUCGUGGGGGCAGUGUGUCUUCUGACUCCUGGGGCCAGGGAGCGGGGGAAGAAACAGAUGGAGGGGAAAGUAGCCCAGCGUUUUGGGUACAUAAUCAUUGCGUUCACGCUGUUCUGGGUGCCCAUGGUGGUUAUUUUGCUAAUGAACGUCAUCUCGUGGCAGAACACGGACAAAUUGCUGAUGGAGCUAGAGACAUCAGCUAUGGUUCUGACCUGUGUGCAGGCUGCAGUGGAUCCCCUCAUCUACACUUUAGUCACCAGACAGUUUCGCUCUGAACUCAGCAAGAUCCUUUCCUCCAUCCCAGGGUGUCCCCUAAAACUGAGGGCCUGAACAUUUGGAUCACAUGGACUGCACUUUUGGGAACUGAGUACUACUGAGUCACUACAUUGUGUUUACACACUUGCACACAUAGAGUGAUUUAGAGGCGAGUGAAGAAGAGAGUCCACAUAUUUUGUAUUUGUGGCAGAUAUAGAUGUUUUAUCAGGCGUUUCACAGUUGGGACACAAGACAAGGUCAUAAAUAAUAUCCAACACCUGACAAGAUACGCACAGCAGUAGUCUCAACAAUGACAGGUGGCAAAGGAGGGCAAAGCAAAGAGUGAGAGGAAAACUGACUGAGCCCAGAAAAAAGACAAUCAAAGGAGAGUACAUAACAGAGAGAGA